AUGUCUGAAGCAGCUGUACGUGUUCUAAAGUCUGGCAUGCGUUUGCCCCCUUUACCUACUUUAAGAGAUCUGGUGAAAUUAUAUAAAUUGCAGGCCUUAAAACAAUUAUCACAAAAUUUCUUAAUGGAUGAGCGUAUAACAGAUAAAAUUGUUAAAAGUGCCGGCCGCAUAGAUCCCCGUGAUACAGUUUUAGAAGUCGGCCCCGGUCCCGGCGGCAUAACACGUUCUAUAUUAAGAAGACAACCACAACGUUUAGUGCUUGUGGAGAAAGAUGCUAGAUUUUUGCCCACUUUAGAACUUUUACGUGAUUGUGCUAAACCUUUAAAUUUACAAGUUGAUAUAUUUGUUGAUGAUAUUUUACGUUUUGAUAUUGAACAGCAUGUGCCCGAUACAUCGCAUCGUUUACAUUUGAUAGGUAAUUUACCAUUUGCCAUCUCCACUAGAUUACUCAUCAAUUGGUUUGAGGAUUUGUCGUUAAGGCGCAAAGCUUUUCGUCGCAAUGACACCUGCAUGACUUUAACAUUUCAAAAAGAGGUAGCUGAUCGUAUAUGUGCUCCUUUGGGGCAUGAACAAAGAUGUCGUCUUUCUAUAAUGUCACAAAUUUGGACACAACCUAUACUCAAAUUUACCAUACCGGGUAAAGCGUUUGUGCCCAAACCAGAAGUCGAUGUGGGUGUAGUAAAACUAGUGCCUCUUAAACAGCCAAAAACUGAUCUGCCUUUUGCUUUGGUGGAAAAGGUAGUAAGACAUAUUUUUAAUAUGCGCCAAAAGUACUGUCGUCGAGGCUAUGCUACACUUUUUCCUCCCGAGCAACGUGAUGAAAUGUGUUUUGAAAUGUUUAAACAGGCAGAUGUAGAAGAUACACUAAGACCUUUCCAACUGUCGGUGGAUGAGUGUAUACGUUUGGCCACUGUCUAUAAGGAAUGUAUUGAUAAAAAUCCUCAUAUAGCUGCUUAUGAUUUUCGUGCCCCUAAAAAUCUUUCCCAAGAAAUUAAUGUUUAAUUACAACAAUUUAUUCGUUUUGUUUUUUUUUGUUGAAUAAAAUUUAAUCUUUAUUUGUAUAAAAUA
Lucilia cuprina (Australian sheep blowfly) is the source of this 1068-nucleotide messenger RNA. It is a transcript of the gene mtTFB1, whose product is annotated as dimethyladenosine transferase 1, mitochondrial. Gene Ontology annotation, biological process: transcription initiation at mitochondrial promoter; rRNA methylation. The record is from RefSeq and is a predicted model, not a curated record. Lineage: Eukaryota; Metazoa; Arthropoda; Insecta; Diptera; Calliphoridae. The transcript has a single exon. Gene Ontology annotation, cellular component: mitochondrial matrix. The coding region runs from base 1 to 1002 and encodes 333 amino acids. Gene Ontology annotation, molecular function: rRNA (adenine-N6,N6-)-dimethyltransferase activity; mitochondrial transcription factor activity.